AUGCUUCGGCUAGCGUACCUGGCGUGUCUGUAUCUGUGGUACGAGUUUUGCAGUUGGACCAACGUCAAGCAUCGGGCAUCCCAGGGGCAGACAUGGGUGGGCGAAUCGAGUGGCGAGCAUACCCGCGUGGACGAAGAAGACCAUGUCGCAUCAACACAAGCUUCGCUGGCGUCAGCUCUCCCGUUAGACCUUGUCAAGCGGAAGCGCCAGGGCCAGUACCGCACACACGGCACCACCGGUAGUAGCCGGCACGCCGGAAACAAGAGAAAUCACGCGUCGCCCUUCGAGGUCUGUCCCUCUCCGGCAGGGCAAGACAGCAUGGGCUCACCGUUCACGGAUGCCGGUGGCAAUUCGGAAGACCUCAGGAGGACCCUCAAGAGGAGCGCCAUUUGGGAGAAGGUGACGCCGUUGACGGUCCUGACGUCGGUGGUGUCAGACCUGGACCUCUUCGCGGACUGGUACUUCCUGCAGGAAGGGCUGGAAGACGCGCAGGAGCUCGUCGCUGACGUCGCGUUCGUGCUCACCGUCGUCGGCACCGUCAUGUACGUCCUGCUCACGCUGGAGUUUCACCCCGUCAGCCAAGCGUGGACGUGGUGCCGAAGGGGUAGGGCCCUCAGCCCUCUGCAGCACGUCCCCCUGGGCUGGCAGCUGCUGCUGAACGUGGUCGUCGAAGACAUCCCGCAGCUCGUGAUCACCUGGGUGACCUCUCCGACGUCGGUGGCCGGCGUGCUGAACAUCGCCACGGCUGGGUUCGCGCUGCUGGCCAAGAUGGCGGAGGGGUUCGCGACCCGGACGGAUCUGCCCAUGUCGUCGCAGCUGCGCAUGAUAGACACGGACCCCGGGGUUGUGCAGCACCUGCUGAACGCCCGACACAAGGCCGAGGAGCUGGCUGCCAACGCGGCCAGUCUCGCAGUCCUCGUGAACAGGUUUGGGGCGGAGAAUGCCGCAAUGCCUACCGAGAGAAAUUCCAAGCGUCUCGUGGCAACCGCCUUCCAAGUCAUGCAAGUGGACCCCGGCUUCUUGAACGGAGAGUUGGGCUACAUUCGAGAGAAACUGGAAGUUUCAAGGUUGAACCUCGGGCGCUCGCUCCCACCUUCGCUAGGGGACGUGCUGCAGCUAACAGAGUUAGACCUCAAUGGAAACGCAUUCGGGGGCACCAUCCCUGCCGCGCUUGGGAACCUGAGCAAACUUGAGCGGCUCUACUUGGAUCGCAACAAGCUGGGUGGCGCGCUCCCCCGGGAGCUGGGAACACUCCGCGCCCUUCGGGUGCUCUACCUCGGCGGCAACCUUAUCACAGGAGAGAUCCCCCGGGAGCUGGCGGCACUCGCCGAUUUGCAGCAACUAAAUAUUGCGAUCGGUCAGCUGCGAGGGUUGGAGGACGAAGAGAGACUUGGGCAGCUAUUCCCGACCUGCGAAAUAUCAGUUUCGAGCUGGACGAACGAGUGGGGAUAGAUAGAGAGGAUCGCAAAAGCGGCAGCUGGGAAAAUCUUGUGCAUGGACCAAUUUUUGUGCUUGGCUGGGAAACGGCUGCCAUGUAUUUCAGCGUAUGUUCUUUUGUUUUGUUUUUGUGAAUCUACAGAAAUCAAGGCCAGAAGCACGUAGGAUGCCAGAAGCUGUUUCCAGGAGGAACAAUCCCUCACUGAGCGUCGGGUGGUGGCGGCUGUGUCCUUUGUAUUGUAGGUAUGUUUAUUGCCGGCCCAACUUCCGGGCAUUUGCUGCCAACUACUGUAGCAUACACGUAGAACCUUGCGGUGACCUGAAGGAAAUCUUCGUAGAGGUGGGGGGGGUUCAGGGAGAUGAAAACUUCUGUGUGGCCUACGGUCUCCCAGAGAUAACUGGGACAAAAAGCAGGCGUUAAUUCAUUAGGAUGAGCAAAAAAUAGGUGGGCUGAACUGCAGCGGAUUUUUGGUUGCUGGCUGACAAGCAACCAAUUCUCGGCGGUAGAGGUUUACGAGUUUCCUUGUUUUUAUUCGCGGUUAGCUUCGGGGUGACGGAAGUGACGACUAUGUUGAUGUAGGCUGGCAUAUAGUUGCGGCGUUGAUGUCGUCGAAAUGUGUGCUGCUUGGCGCAUGUUGGACAUGCAAUGAUGAUAAGCGCAAGCUGACUCACGCAUCGAAUAGACAGAGAGACG
Messenger RNA from Ectocarpus sp. CCAP 1310/34, 2131 nucleotides. NCBI's taxonomy places the organism in Eukaryota, Phaeophyceae, Ectocarpales, Ectocarpaceae. The record is from the annotation of a GenBank genome assembly.